Echinococcus granulosus is the source of this 192-nucleotide messenger RNA. RefSeq lists its product as hypothetical. Lineage: Eukaryota; Metazoa; Platyhelminthes; Cestoda; Cyclophyllidea; Taeniidae. Bases 1 to 192 code for a protein of 63 amino acids. The record is from RefSeq and is a predicted model, not a curated record. The transcript has 2 exons.
AUGCGCCAGGCGUUUGUCGGGGUCAUUCGGGUCGCUGCUUCCGCGUACGAAUUCCCCAGUCUCUGUUCAGAUUUCUCAAACUUUGGAACCGCUGGAUUUGCAAAGCCGCCCGCCUUGACGAACCAGAAUGCUCAGAAUGGCAGUUAUUUGAUGCGGAUUCCAGAGACGGUUCGGUCACGCCGAUGUGGCUAA